Molecule: messenger RNA, 621 nt
Organism: Magallana angulata
Lineage: Eukaryota; Metazoa; Mollusca; Bivalvia; Ostreida; Ostreidae
Exons: 5
Coding region: 51-602 (183 amino acids)
Source: RefSeq, a predicted model, not a curated record
GUCAUUUUUAGCUAGGUGUGUCCAUACUCUCAGGGAGAUCGGUGGUGACAAUGGGUCUCCUUCUUCUGGCUUUAUUGGUAGGCUUCACUGUUGUUGCAACGGCGGGCCAUCUACCUUUCUUUCCUAUUGGAGUGUAUACCACACCGGAAAUUUUCCAGCCAGAAUUCUCGUUCUGUCCCGGAGAUGGAAUGGUCACUUUUUUCGGGAAUCCACCUCCACCUCUCCUGUCCCCGAACUGUAUCCCCGCCCCGGGGCCUGUCCGGUGCGCUAUCCAGCCAAUAAGAACCGGAAGUAUGCCACAAGGAACAAUCUGCAGAAACAAAGGAUACGUGAGUGGGUUCACCAAGCUGCCACAGGAAGGAAACGCCUUUCUCAAAUGCUGUUCCUCAAUGGACUACACGUAUUCAGAGAGAUCAUGUGUUAGGCGCAUAAGAACAGCUCAAAUUCUGGGAUCCAACUUACCCCCAUGGUAUUUACCGGUAGGGGGUACACCUUUAAGAAAUGCACCAGGUGAAGUCGUGAAGUAUUGUGUGUUUGUACGUCGUUCUCGUAUGAGUCCAGCAAGGAUAAGGAAGAGGACAAUUAUUAGACGUCUUUACUGAUCCAUAGGGCCGACCCCCC